This is a messenger RNA of Ylistrum balloti, 2271 nucleotides long. Its product is annotated as solute carrier family 40 member 1-like. Bases 1 to 2271 code for a protein of 756 amino acids. Gene Ontology annotation, biological process: iron ion transmembrane transport. NCBI's taxonomy places the organism in Eukaryota, Metazoa, Mollusca, Bivalvia, Pectinida, Pectinidae. Gene Ontology annotation, molecular function: iron ion transmembrane transporter activity. Gene Ontology annotation, cellular component: membrane. The record is from RefSeq and is a predicted model, not a curated record. The transcript is spliced from 9 exons.
AUGGAUGACCCAGAGAAUCAUGACGUCCACAUUCCUGUCAAGACGAAGUUGUUUGUCUAUAUCUCCCACUGUUUUACCACAAUGGGUGCCCGGAUGUGGUGGUUCGGUAUCGGGUUGUUUCUUGUCGAGGUCACCCCACAUUCGUUACAGCUCACUGCCCUAUAUGGGUUCAGCAAUGGUGGCGCCAUGCUCCUAUUGGCUGCAGUCAUCGGGGACUGGAUCGACAAAUCCAACAGACUGAAGGCUGCACGUGUCGCCCUCAUUCUCAAUAACAUCAGCAUUUCCAUCUGCUGCGUUGUCAUAUUCUUCGUCCUAAAGUACCGACCCGUGAUCGAGGCUGCUUGGGAAGACUCCCGACUCCUCACUCUAUGUUUCGCGAUCGUCGUUAUCAUCACCAUUUUCGCUAACCUGACUAACCUUGGUCGUGUUCUCAUCAUGGAGCGAGACUGGAUUGUGGAGAUCUGUCAGCGAGACAAGGCCACUAUUGCAACAAUGAGUGCGACUUUCCGCUUCAUUGAUUUGUGCACCAAGGUCGUUGCUCCCUUAGUAACAGGACAGAUUAUGACAUACGGUUCUCACCUAUACGGUGCCAUUUUUAUUGCUGGAUGGAACAUCGUUGCUGUGUUCGCAGAGUAUUAUCUAAUCUGGAAAAUCUACACAUUGGUUCCAGCUUUACAUUCAAAAUCAUCCGCCGAUAAGCAUGAAUUUAAAGACGAGAGCAAAAUGAUCAUAUCUACACACCAUGCUGACAAAGAAUAUCACAAUCUCCCAUCACGUGAUGUGUCCACGAAGGAACCGGUGGCAAAUACGACACCGAGCGUUGAGAUCUACGACAUCGCACCAGCAGGUGACACAACACCUAACGUCGAAAAACAGGAACUGGCACAGGUCAGUGACGCAAACGAGGCAGGUUUCACAUUAAACACAAAAUCUGGCGUCGAGAAACAGGAUCUCACAUCAGGCGACAAUACCAACGAGGGAGGUCCGAAGUUAGAUAAUCUACCUCGAAUCGAGAUCCACGACCUCACAUCGGACGGCAAUACAAACGAGGGAAAUUCCUCGCCAAAAACAGAUCAGAACAUCACGCAAACAGUCCAUAGUGAGUUAUCUACAACAACAAACGACCCACAGGGGACAGAAAUUAAUUCAACAUCAUACCAAGCACAGGAGAGAAGCAUUUCACCCAACCCGGAGAAAAAUAAUUUUGAAUCAACCGAUAAUAAGGUCAACUUUGGGGUCUACGGGAAAGAUUCUUCGAACGAUAUAAUUCCUCAUUCUGAUCAGCAACUAACGACGAAAGAUGUAGAGGCUGGUGAGAAGGCGGUAAGUGAUAAGAUCGGUAUGUCUUCACAGCCACAAGAAGAGGAAGAAAAGCGGAGUAGUCUGUCAGCACAGCUGUGUCAUAGUUUAAUAUCACUAUACCGAGGAUGGAAAACGUAUAUGAAAUAUGACGUAUCGAUUGCUGGAUGGUCGCUGGCGUUUCUGUACUUCACUGUCCUAGGGUUCGACAAUAUAACAAUAGGAUAUGCCACCACGCAGGGUAUGUCGGAGUCCUUAGUAGGUAUUCUCAUCGGAUGUGCAGCUGUGUUUGGUAUCCUUGCCUCGAUAUCCUUUCCCAUCCUACGGCGCAAGUGUGGCCUGGUUAGAGCUGGAACUAUAGGUUUGAGCUGGGAGGUCGGCUGUCUUUGUCUCUGUAUUGUGUCACUUUGGAUGCCCGGAGGAACAUUUGAUCCAAACAAAGAGUUGACCAAUCAAGACCAAAUAAUCCAAGGCAACUGUACGAAAUCCGCCGAAAUCAUACCCGGGACUCUGGUAUCAUCUGUUGUGUUGGCGGAACCUCAUGUUAAUAUGACUUUGGAAUCCCUGGCCGAGCCAGAGUUUGACAUGACGUCAUUAUGUAAUUACACCACGGAUGUUAAGGACACUCUUCCCAAGUCUAAAGCCUCCAUCAUCAUGUUACUGAUGGGUAUUGUGGGGGCUAGAUUUGGUGUCUGGCUGACUGACCUUGCCAUUACGCAGCUGUUUCUAGAAGCCGUCACAGAGACUGAGAGAGGAAUCGUCAACGGAUUUCAGUCUUCUCUCAACAAACUCAUGGACAUGUUAAAGUUUAUCAUGAUAAUUUUCAUCCCAGAUCCGUCCAUGUUUGGUUAUCCGGCUGUCGUAUCAUUCUGCUUCAUUUUCUCAUCUUGGCUGUUGUACACAAGAUUUUCCAAGAAGAGGACCGGUAAUUUGUUAUAUGGCAAGAACAGUUAUACAUUAAAUACAAAAUAA